Molecule: messenger RNA, 1525 nt
Organism: Oncorhynchus keta (chum salmon)
Lineage: Eukaryota; Metazoa; Chordata; Actinopteri; Salmoniformes; Salmonidae
Gene: wdr4
Product: WD repeat domain 4
Exons: 11
Coding region: 78-1343 (421 amino acids)
Biological process (GO): RNA (guanine-N7)-methylation
Cellular component (GO): tRNA methyltransferase complex; nucleus; cytosol
Molecular function (GO): protein binding; tRNA (guanine(46)-N7)-methyltransferase activity
Source: RefSeq, a predicted model, not a curated record
UGGUGACGUAAAAGAGGUGCGACAAAUACUUCCGCACUUCUGUGCGUCCCACGUGAACGGUAUUUGUAGAAGUAGCCAUGGCAUCUCUCGGUGCCUGUGGAGAAUGGCUUGUUUCAACCUAUGAAAAAAAGCUCAUUGCUAUACACACUAAAAAGAACAGAGAACCAUUUGUGUUUGACUGCAGCGCAGCAGAACAGAAGCCAAAGGACCCAGAGGCCGACAACAAAAGUGAUGGAUCAGAAGAGACAGGAAGUGACAAGAUCCUGGCGUUCGCCGUUUCCUCCUCUGCGAAGCUGGUCGCGCUGACAGAUGACACCAAACGCCUGGUUCUGUUCCGCUGUGAACCCUCAUGGCAGGUCAUCAGUACAAGGUGGGUUGUGCGGAGGUGCACGUCUCUUGUGUUCAACGAAGCUGAGGAUGAGGUGUGGGCAGCAGACAAGUCAGGUGACGUCUACUCCUUCUCUGUGGUGGAGCCCCAGAAGACGGGAGAGUUGAAGCUGGGACAUCUAUCCAUGCUUCUAUCAAUGACCCUGACCCCCAACGACAAGUAUGUCGUCACAGCUGACCGCGAUGAGAAGAUCAGGGUCAGCCACUUGAGGUCACCACACAACAUCCAGGCAUUCUGCCUGGGACACUUGGAAUUUGUCAGUUCUCUUUUGGCCCCACCAGGACACCCACAGUGGCUCCUCUCUGGAUCAGGGGAUGGGACCAUGAAGCUGUGGGAGUAUGAGUCAGGUCGGAGGCUCCAGAGCUGGGACCUGAAGCAGCUGAGGGACAUGCCGAACUCAGACACAGAAAAGGAAAAGAGGUCUGCAGUCAGCAGGAUCGCUGGUUCCCCUGGUGGACAUCAUGUGGCGGUGCAGUGUGAGAGAGUUCCCUCGGUGCAGUUGUUUGGGAUGGAGCAAGGGACAGAGGAGCGACUGAUGCCCUCCAGCAGGUUGACCCUACCUCACUGUCCUCUGGAUUUGACCUUUGACCCCCAGGGUCGGCUCUGGGUCCUGCUGGAUAGCCGAGAGACGCCGUUCCACGUGUACACACACACGCAAGACAGCUGGCAGUGCGACAGUGAAAGCCCAGAGAUUAAAAGAGUGACGGAGGCCCUUCAGCCGCAUUGGGAGGCACUUCAGGUCUCAGCGGGGUUAGAGAGCCGGUUCCAACACCUGUACAAGGGCAACUUUGACAACAUGGCGUCCUACAGAGAGAAGAAACAGCAGAGGCUCCAACAGCAGAAUGAACAAGGAGGCAAAAAGAGAGGACCGGGGAAGGGACAGCAGUCCAACGGAGCCAGUAAAAAAGCCAAGAAAGGCAACCAGCCUGGGCCAGUGACCAAAGCCUCGAGCUGAAACGGAUAGGACAGACAGAUUCUAUAUUUUGGUUUAAAAAGGCUUCUUUCAGAGUUCUAUCUUUGUUUGGAGACGGAUAGACUUAACCGUUUUGAGUUGUGUAAAUUUAUGAUUUGUGAUUUACCGAGAAUUAGCCAUUUCUUCUUCUUUAUUUUUAAAUAAAAAAAUGAUGACUGACCGUU